GCAAGAGAUGGCUGUGUCUCUUCCUCUCAGACUUCAAUGCACAAAAAACCAGUCAAUCUCUCUCCUCUCUUCCUUCCUUCCUUCCUUUGGACACAAAAUUCACCAUUUUUAACCACUCGAACUCCUCGCAUUCUCUCUCUCCUUCUUCUUCUUCUUCUUCUUCUUCAUCUCGCCAGAUCUCUCUCUCUCUGUCAUCGGCGUCGAGUUCGCCGGAGCAAUUUCCGUGGCCUGGGAUGGCGGCGACUCCCAUCGUUUUCUUGCUCCGCGCGCGUCGCGCCGGCAAUGCCGGCCCAGAUCUAGCGUCGAUAACCUGAUGCGCAACUCUGUGUGUCGCUCGUCGUAAUCCUCGCCGCAUUCGGCGGGAGAUACCUGUAAUUGAGAGAUGGAGGUGGAGAAAAGACGGUCAAAGGGAGGCUUCCUACAGUUUUUUGACUGGAACAGCAAGUCCAGGAAGAAGCUGCUGUUCUCAAACAGUCCUGAUAUACCUGGACCUGAUGGAGUUAAGCAUGGAAUGGAUGAUGCAAAGAUCUUGGCGAAGUCAAGGUUUCAGAUGAAUGUUAAUGAUGAAAAUGGAGUCAGUUUAAGUAAAAGCGGAACUAGUGAAUGGAACUGUGCUGAUUCAGAGACCAGCAAUGAAGGAUUUGAAAAUAGAGCCCUUGGAGUAGUGGCUCGACUAAUGGGUUUGGAUUCAUUGCCAAAGUUAAAUGGUCCCGAAUCCUCCACCUCGUGUUCCGAAUUUCAUCAAGUCGAAGCUUCUCCUUACAGUGAUGGCACCCAUGAUUUGCGAAGUAGAUGUGAUCGGAUUGAUUACCUCAGCAGUUCUAGUAGUAGUUUCUCCUCACACCUGCAGAAGUAAAGCCCUCAAAGGCGCAGAACCGACCGAUAGAGAGAUUUCAGACCGAAAUACUUCCUUUGAAAUCAGCUAGACCUAUUUCCAUUACCCAUCAUAGGCUGUUUUCUCCAAUUAAAGGUCCCGGAUUCGUUCCGGCCAAGAAGGCUGCCUAUGUUAUGGAGGCAGCCACGAAGAUUAUUGAAGCUAGUGCCUGGGUUGUCAGAGGCAAAGCAUCAUCGACAUCAUCGACUGUUUCAGCAUCAGUUCCUUUGAGAAUACAGGAUCUAAAAUUGAAAUUAGAAUAUUCCUAUGAGGCAUCAAGGCAAAAGAAAGCUAGUAGUUCUGGCGGUGUCAUGGGGUAUACCUCAUUUGUACAUUUUCCAAGGCUUGUAUCUUAUCUGUUUAAGCAUUCUUUAUCCUGUAUUCUUAUAGGGGUCACACUCAUAUAGUCAUAUUGUCGACUAUAUAUCGAUGUUGUGUGUAUGGAAAUUUUUAAGAACCUUCAAAAUCGGGCCCCCCCAAAGAUUAAUAUAUACUAUACAUGA
Syzygium oleosum is the source of this 1377-nucleotide messenger RNA. RefSeq lists its product as uncharacterized. Lineage: Eukaryota; Viridiplantae; Streptophyta; Magnoliopsida; Myrtales; Myrtaceae. The record is from RefSeq and is a predicted model, not a curated record. The transcript has 4 exons. The coding region runs from base 383 to 856 and encodes 157 amino acids.